This is a messenger RNA of Amaranthus tricolor (Joseph's coat), 1705 nucleotides long. Its product is annotated as trans-resveratrol di-O-methyltransferase-like. Bases 51 to 1145 code for a protein of 364 amino acids. Gene Ontology annotation, molecular function: O-methyltransferase activity; S-adenosylmethionine-dependent methyltransferase activity; protein dimerization activity. Gene Ontology annotation, biological process: methylation. The record is from RefSeq and is a predicted model, not a curated record. NCBI's taxonomy places the organism in Eukaryota, Viridiplantae, Streptophyta, Magnoliopsida, Caryophyllales, Amaranthaceae. The transcript has 2 exons.
AUAGAUGAAAAGCACUAGCCAAUAGAACUAGUAAGUUGUAAUACAAACAAAUGGAUUCUUCUACCUUUACUAAUGAACAAGCAAAAGAUCUAUUAGAAGCACAAAAUAAUAUAUGGAAACACACUUUCUACUACCUCAAAUCUAUGGCCUUAAAAUGUGCCAUUCAACUUGACAUUCCAGAUACCAUUCAUAAACAUGGAAAGCCCAUGUCUUUGAAUGAACUAGCCACUUCACUUCCAAUUCACCCCAAUAAUAUUCCUUCCCUUAAUCGUCUAAUGCGUAUUCUAGAAUCUUCUAACUUCUUCUCCAAGAAGCUUCUAGAAGAUGGACGAUAUGGGUUUGAUCUUACAUUGAGCUCCCAACUCUUGCUUAAAAACCACCCACUUACUCAAUAUUCAUUUGUUCUUACAGAACUAGACCCAGUACUAACUGAUCCAUCUCAUCAUCUUACAAGCUGGUUCCAAAAUGGUGCAGAAUCCUCCUUCCAUGUUUUAAAUGGAAUGAGUUUCUGGGAGCAUAUGAGCCAUGAUUCUAAGUUUAAUCAGUGUUUUAUUGAAGCCAUGGAAUGUGAUUCGAGAUUUGUAACAAGCUUGUUGGUGAAUAACAAGAGUUUUAAGGGCAUAUUUGAGGGUAUUGAAACGUUGGUGGAUGUAGGGGGUGGUAAUGGGACUACUGUUAAGGCCAUUACUGAGGCUUAUCCAUGGCUGAAGUGCAGUGUUCUUGACUUACCACAUGUUGUCCAAGGAUUACAGGAGAAAGCUUCAAGUAAUGUUAAGUUUGUAGCAGGUGAUAUGUUUGAAGCUGUUCCUCAUGCUGAUGCUGUCUUACUUAAGUGGAUACUGCAUGAUUGGAGUGAUAAAGAUUGCAUAAAGAUUCUAAAACUGUGCAAAGAAGCGAUCUCUAACAAAAACAAAGGAGGGAAAUUAAUAAUCAUAGAUAUUGUGGUGGAUUCUGAAAAUGAUCAUAUCAUAUCAAAGGAGUCUAAUACGAAGUAUUUAUUUGAUAUGCUGAUGAUGUCAAUUUGUGGAGAUGGAAAGGAAAGAACUGAACAACAAUUCAAAAAACUAUUUCAACAAGCUGGUUUUAGUGAUUAUAAGGUUCUUCCAAUUUUGGGUGUAAGAUCUGUCAUUGAACUCUAUCCUUAAAAUGUUUAUCAUUUCGAUAAAUUAUUUUUAAUCCACAAUUCAGUAUUGAUAUUUGCAAGCUCAUUGUCAACGUAUUUUGUUUUCAAUUGUUGAGUGCUACUAAUUUUAACAAUAUUGUUGUUUUAAAACAGAAAUAGUUUGAUGCAUCUCAGUAUAUAUUUGAUUGAAGUAACAUAAGCAGAGUUCAUCUCAAUUACUUAGCUUUCUUUUCAAUUAGCAAAGACCGUAAAAAUCAAUGGCCUUGAGCCCAUAAUACUUGCCUAUGUAUCUAAGAUGGAUGUUCAAACCCCAAAAAAAAAUGAAAAAUUCAAUUAAAAAAACAAUCAAAAAUCAAUGAAAAAAAUCAAAAAGGUUCAGACCAAAAAUAUCAAUGAAAAGAAAAAAAAUCAAAGGCUGCAAUGUUCAUCUCAUAAUUAAAUCAUAAAAUUUACUGAUAUCAUCCAAACCAAAACAAAAACUCAAAUUCAACAAUUAAUAGCAUACAGUACAAAUUGAAUUUAAACAAAACAAAACCAAAUUGCAAUAUCCUAAAAUUUGAACAAACAAUUAGCAAAAACCUA